Trichomonas vaginalis G3 is the source of this 411-nucleotide messenger RNA. Its product is annotated as organellar and viral DNA polymerase type B. NCBI's taxonomy places the organism in Eukaryota, Parabasalia, Trichomonadida, Trichomonadidae. The record is from RefSeq and is a predicted model, not a curated record. The transcript has a single exon. Bases 1 to 411 code for a protein of 136 amino acids.
AUGAUAUCAGUAGCAUUUCAUGGAACAAGAGCAUAUCUUAUAGACAAAAGUCUUAUACCAAUAGUUUUGUUAUGGUUAGACCCAGUUGUUGGAUAUAACUUCAUAACUUAUGGUUCAUUCGACUCAGAACGUUGCAGUGAAGGCUUACUUUACAUCGUUCAGAAACCGAAGGACUUCAAUACAAAGAGAUAUAAGAUAGGAAGAACAUAUAAUAUAACUCAAAGAUAUGACAGUACAGUCAAUAGAGUCAAGGUUGUGUUCGUUAAUGAUAUGAGAGCUGCUGAAACAGAACUACUUGAAAAGUUUGAGAAAAGGUAUGGUGCUCCCAUGAAAGGUAAAGAAACGUUUGAAGUAGAUGAGAUAGAUAAAGCUAUAAAAUUAUUUGACGAAGUUGCUGAAAAAUACAUGUAA